AUGCCGCUAAAGGACCCGUCUCAUGCCAUAUUCUUGGACUACUUUGUUAGAGACGCCUCUGCCGCCAUCUGCUGCCACGAGGCCAUCCAGCAAGACACAUGCAAUGCUGUCGUCUCUGUCGGGUCAGCUUUCCCCAGCCUCCUCUACUCGACUCUACUUUUCGGAGCUCUUCACAAGGCAUCCAACACCCACCGCGACAUCGGCCGUCAACAGCUAGAUAUUCGCAUCAUGGAGUUGCGCGCUUCUGCACUUUCUCUGCUACAAGCAGACUUGCAUGACCCUGGCCAUGCCAAUAGUGUCGCCGUCAUUGCUACCACCUUGAUGCUCGCAAAUUGCGAAUUGCACUUCGACCCUGACGCCAGCUUUUGGCGAAGUCACUUUGAAUGUGCGAACCUGCUGUUGGCAGACGCACGACGACGGGAAUCCGAUGAGCCUGAUACCAUUGGUCUAUGGCGGCUGAUCAAUAGGCUGUUCUCACUCCUGGAAUUCCUAGUCUCAUUACCGGCCCCCAGGCCCUCAAAGUCUAUGCCCGUCGUCUCCAAAGCCUACCCCGAAGAGCUACCUUUCGUGGAGAGUGUUGGGGUUAUCGACGCUCUCAGAUCACUAUGUCGCAGCAAAUGCGUCCGAAUUGGUUCGCAUCGGCAGUGCGACGAGAGCCAAACCGAGGCUUUCAGAAUGGCGAACUGUGUGGCGCAUCAUAUCGCUCUAAUAUUCCUUCAUCGAUGCGGCCUGGAACUGGAUCGGGAGGCGGAUGCAGUGAAGAGCUCGGUCGCCAGCAUUGUACACCUUGCAGAUGCUAUGCCCAAACACAGUGGUCUUCACCCCUCUAUUGUUCUGACAACAGCCCUGUUUGUUGCUGGCUGCGAGGCCAUAGGACGGGCUAGAAGCGACAUUAGAUCGCUACUUCAAGGUCAGUAUGAAAUCACGCGGAACCAAAGCGCCAAGCGGACCCUGCAGCAGCUCGAAAGACUGUGGGAGCUUGCACCAGAUGAUUCCAACACCGGUACGAGUUGGCCACCUACGUCCAUUGCUUGGGACGACUUUGUGCCAUAUUGA
Molecule: messenger RNA, 1056 nt
Organism: Akanthomyces muscarius
Lineage: Eukaryota; Fungi; Ascomycota; Sordariomycetes; Hypocreales; Cordycipitaceae
Exons: 4
Coding region: 1-1056 (351 amino acids)
Biological process (GO): positive regulation of transcription by RNA polymerase II
Cellular component (GO): nucleus
Molecular function (GO): DNA-binding transcription factor activity; transcription cis-regulatory region binding
Source: RefSeq, a predicted model, not a curated record